GAACGCAGAAUUUUUCUCUUCCGGUACUGAGUGAUAUACUUACGAAGCACGGACAUGGCUACUGAUAACAUCCGUCACGUGACCAAGCCACCCAGAAGACAACCCGGCAACCUGCAAACCUUACCCAGCUACCCCGGUCUCUUGAGCUGGCCAAUGAACGCGUACGAACGCUCGAGACAAACAUACGGGUCACCCCAGUCUCAGUCCACCACAAGCUCCCCGUACAAAAUGAACUGGCAGUUCCGGGAUCCCAUGACUGAUGGACUGACACAUCCUGACUUCCAUGACUUGAGAGGUGGGCCGGCCAACCUCCGAGAUGUCACCAACUACCAUCCGAACCCAUCACCAUUUCCUAACAUCUUUGGCAUCAAGCCGAUCUACCCCGACAUCACAGUGGAGUGUGAGUACAUGAAGAAAUACAAAGAAGACCAGAAGAUCUCCCAGAAAUGGUUGUCCGUUUUUGGACAAAAAUAUUUUUACGUGGCUGACGAACACUUGUAGCCUAGGUGGAGUUGUCUAAAUCCGUGUCAGAAGAGAAUUGGUGGGUCCCAUUCUUCACCACUAGAAUAUAUCGGUUGAUUGAAUCGUCAUUAUACUUGUCAUCUGAUCGAAGAAAUAUGCUAAUCAUCGAAUAAAAUAAAA
This is a messenger RNA of Physella acuta, 642 nucleotides long. RefSeq lists its product as uncharacterized. The record is from RefSeq and is a predicted model, not a curated record. NCBI's taxonomy places the organism in Eukaryota, Metazoa, Mollusca, Gastropoda, Physidae.